CGGGUCAACAAGCGGUUGUGAGAUAGAAAGAGCUUCGGGGAUUAGGAGUCGCAACCAACCUGGGCAGAAAGGCGAAUCAGUCAAGCUGUACAGCCCCAAAGGUCCGCCCAUAUCCAGAGCAGCCCCCACGUACCACAACCCCACCCCAUACAGCACCACAUACACACAUAGACAGGAUUCAAAAUCGCCCGCAUGCACAUCACCCUUCGGGAGAGAGCCACGCAGGCAGACGUACAGACGUCAUUUGCUUCGUUCGCAAAGCACAAAACUCACUCACACUCAGUUUAAACACACGCCCAUCAAGCCAUCCAUCCAUCAGGCCAUCCACACGCACCCAUCCCUAUCCUACACCCACCGAAGCCACCCGGUUGGUUGACCGGAUUGGAUGGGCUAGUUUAGUUGGGCCCGAUGGACUGCUCCGCCUGCGCGCUGACGAGAGGGAUCUGGUCGGGCAGCUCGCCGAUGACGUUGGAAAUGAACGAGUAGAUGAUGCACCCGCCGAUGAAGAAGAACAAAAAGUUGGUCAGGGCUAUCUUGACGGGCAGGUAGGUCACCAGGCCAAGGACGAAGUUGCCCGCGAUCUCGUAGAUGUUGAGCAGCAAAGCCUGCUGCAUCGAGAAACGCACAAACCUGCCACGGCCACAGCCACAGCCACAGGGAGAGAGAGAGAGAGAGAGAGAGAGUUUUAGGAGGCCGUCCAUCGGCCGAACGUUCCCGUGUGCCCACCUGCCCACCUGCUGAAGUUGGGCUGGAACGACCCGAUGGGUUGGUUCCUCGAGAGAAUGCUGAGUGCGAUGAAGAUGAUGAAGGAGACGAAGGGGGCGCUGUACAGCGGCAUGAAGGGACCCGUCAGGGUGAAGAAGAUCUGACCCGCAACUGGGAACUUCAGAAACACAAACCUGCUCAACAGAUGAGGAGGACGACAUCAACCACAGCCAUGCCGCCUCCCCCCCUCUCCCUCUCUCUCUCUCCCCUUCUCUCUCUCUCUGCGUGUGUGCGUGUGUGUGUGCUUGUGCUUACGAAGCGAAGCUCCUGAGGUCGAGUGUUGGCAGGAUGUAAGGGACACAUGCGACCAGUCUAUCCCGCGCACCCACACUGUACUUGCUCAUGCUCAGCUCCCCCCUCGCCCUGCAAGGAUGGACGUCCUUGGCCACAGGCACGACCACCGGCGACAGAGGCAGCGGAGCCUCUCUCGCCCUGCUGACGAUGUGUUGCCGCGGCACCCCUGCGGCAGAUCUGGCCAACGGAGCGACGAAGGCCUGUCAGCAGUCAACCGUGUGAAGUGUUUGAGUGGCCAGACGAUGGAUGGAUGCUUCUCUAUGGACAACGUACCUGCGGCCCUCCACGGACAGUCGCCGCCAGAUGGCACUGAGUAUUGAGGAAGACAGUGACUAUCCAUGCCCAGCACAGCCGCGUGGAGAAGGCUGCUGCUUGCCUCCUUUCUCGCAUUUUGUCC
Messenger RNA from Vitrella brassicaformis, 1456 nucleotides. Lineage: Eukaryota; Vitrellaceae. The record is from the annotation of a GenBank genome assembly.